This is a messenger RNA of Nestor notabilis (Kea), 3957 nucleotides long. It is a transcript of the gene ZNF804B, whose product is annotated as zinc finger protein 804B. NCBI's taxonomy places the organism in Eukaryota, Metazoa, Chordata, Aves, Psittaciformes, Psittacidae. Gene Ontology annotation, cellular component: nucleus. The record is from RefSeq and is a predicted model, not a curated record.
GACUAUGCUGAGAAGGAGAAAGCUGCAGCCAAGGCUCUGGAGGAUGUGAAGGCUAACUUCUACUGUGAACUAUGUGACAAGCAGUACCACAAACACCAGGAAUUUGACAACCACAUCAAUUCUUAUGACCACGCUCACAAGCAGAGGUUGAAAGAUUUAAAACAAAGGGAAUUUGCUCGAAAUGUGGCUUCAAAGUCAUGGAAAGAUGAGAAGAAACAGGAAAAAGCACUCAAGCGGCUCCACCAGCUUGCAGAGUUACGGAAGCAGUCAGAAUGCAUCACUGGGAGUAGAUCAUUGCUUAAAGCCCCCCGAUUAGUCAUGGAAAAGCAACAAUCACCCGACAGCAUUUUCUUGUACAAGGGCAGCAAGUUCACGGCCAGUUCUCAAAGAAUGGCCAUGACUGAAGGACAAGGUUUCUCCAGCAGUGUAAUAGAGAAACAGCAGCUUGUCGUAAGCAGGCAUCAGUCCCCUACUGAAAGACCGCGUGCACUUGGAAAUCAAGUCCCACGAGUGUUCCCAGACAGCACCAACACUUCUCAAAGGGCAGGAGUGUCCUUCUCAUUCUCUAAAAAAGUCCCUUUGAAGCUCGAGUCCUCAGCAUCAGUCUUCAGUGAGAACUCUGAAGAAGGAAAUGAUUGUAGUGAGUCCCUCAACCAUAAAACAAAGCAAGCUCUUGAGAGUUGCCUUUCUGGCACAUUUUUGGACGAGGAUGUGAAAGUAAGCUUGGAUAUAGGGCCACAUAUUACACAAGUCCAAAUGGAUUUGGAUAACAGUACAUCAAGUCAUGUAGCUGCAAAACUUAAAAUGCUAAAGGAAAAUGAUAAAACUAGUGACAGAGAAUUAGAAGAAAAGGUCAGUGCUCACUCUUCAUUUUCCAAAGGUAAAAUACAGCUUUCAAAUUUGGAUUUUUCUGGUUCACUUAGAGAGACAGAGCAAGAAAGCAAAUUGAAUGAGUCUGAGCAAUUGUUAGAAACUUUCAUUUCACCUUCAUGCCAAGCUAGCAAUUUUUGUCUGCAGCCAAACACCUACAAGCACAGCAAUGCCCACCUGCCUGACCAGUUACCUGAGCUCCCACAACAGCCAGCACCUGAGCUGACAUGCACAAGCAACAUUAAUGACAGUCCUGGGGUGGUAAAAAGAGAAAGAUCUUUGGAAAGAUCAGAAACUACAAAUGGGAAUAUGGAAACACUUCCAAAGGAGACCAUGGCAAAAGAGGCCAAGCCCCAGGCAUUGCCUUUCCUCCAUGUAGUGAGCAAAGAUGGUACCACUGCUCUACAGUGGCCCACAGAAUUACUUUUGUUUACAAAAACUGAGCCCUGUAUUUCAUAUGGCUGUAAUCCAUUGUAUUUUGAUUUCAGACUCUCUUUAAAUCACAGAGAUGGUAAACAGCAUGAAACAAGCAAAACAAGCUAUAAAGAGCACUCUAUAAAUAAGAUUGCAGAUGAAAAUGAAGCCUCAGGUUUAAUAAAACACACACAAAUGUCAAAUGAACAAGAUAAUCAGUUGUUGAAACCAAAGAAGAUGAAAGGUUCCCUAAAUUCAAGAAAGGCCAAGCAAAAAGCUGAGUCAGACAUAGGAGAUGAGAACGGUCAAAAAUGCAUUGCAGAUUAUUUGAAUGAAAAUAUACCCAAAGUGCCUGCUUACCUUGAUGUCUCACAAAAGGAGUGUGUGACAGAAAAAAGUCUUCGUACAACAACAGUGAGGAGACCUUUAAAGCAUCAUUUUCAUAGCUGUGAAAGAAAAAACCAGAACAUUCGAAAUGAAAGCAUUUCUUUUUCUGCUUUUAUGUCUAGGAUUAAGAAGUCUAAAGCUGCAAAAUGUCACUUAAUUUAUUCUGAAACAAAAUGUGAAAGCCAAAAUGACUGCAGAUCCAUUCAAGAUGUGGCCAGCUGUAGCAGUGAUGUAAGUGACAGUGGAAAAGACUCUAGUAGAAGUCUCCUUAGUUAUAAAUCCAGUUCAAACAACAGGUAUUCAGAAAAUGAAGGAUGUGGAAGUUAUACGAGAUGCUGGAGAUUCCCAUCUCCUCAAAAGUCCUCCUCCGACAGACAUUCCAGCUAUUCUGACACUUCAGUUAGCAGUACAAGUAGCUACAUGAGCUACAUGAGUCCCGCAUCAAAAAAUCACAGCAGAAAUAAUUUGCUUUUUUGUUGUAAAAGAAAAAGUAAGACAGCUGAAUGGCACAAAUGUAAACACAGAAAGCACAAGUGUAUUUUCACUUCUGAUGAUACAGAUGAGGAUUAUCUUUGUUGUAGUAGAAGUCACAGAACUAGAAACUGUACACAGAGGGGUACAAUUAAAUAUCAAAGAUGUUCAAGACAUAAAGUUUUACAACACAGAGACAGAUCUAAACACAGCAGAUGUAGACACCGGCAUUUUGGCAAAGUGCAUAGUAGAAGUAGAAGCUACCAUAGCUCCAAAAGUUGUUCCAUCAGAGGUUCCAGAAGCAGUGAAAGAUCAUCUAGUAGCAGUAUAUUAAGAGGUAGCAGUUCAGGAUCCUUCCCUAAAGAGACUGACAACUGUGACAACAAAACAAAAGAGGAUACAGAAAGAAUUUCUAACACUGAACUGGGAAAAGCUGAAACUGCACAUUAUGAAUCUCUGAAUGAGAAUAAUCAGUCAAAAAACUUUGCCACCUGUUCUUCUGAAAUCCUGGCAAAAGACAUACGUGGAAAAAGAAAGUCACUGACAGCCAAGUUGCUUUUAGAAAGAGUGCAGUCCAAGAAAACCCAGGAACAAAUGCAUGACUCAGAAAGAUUUUCAAACACUUGUGGGGUAGAAUUAGAGGAUCACUCACAAAGUCACUUUGCUCUUCAGUUUUCAUCAUCAGUAGAUGACAUUGCAACGUUACCUUUGCCAGAGAAACUGCUAAGCAUAGGUGAAAAUGUCAUGGGGCAUAAUGAAAUCAGUUCACUGGAAACCAGUGUGAAGAAAAACAGCUUUGAAGGGCCAGAGAUAACUAAUGUUGCUCUUUCAACAGGCACUGAUUAUGAUCAUUGUCUUUUUAAAGACAUCAUUCAAAUAGGAACAGGCUAUAAGAGCCCAAGCAUAAAAAGGAACACAGCAAUAAAGGAACAAUCCAAUCUCUUCAUUAGCAAAGCGCAACCCUUUAUACAAAGCUGUGACCCAGUACCAAAUGAUUUCCCUGGUGCUUUUUCCUCUAAUAGAUACUCUGUUGUUGCUAAUUCAACAGAGACCAAAGAACUACACGAUGUAAACAUGGACCCAAACCAGGAAGAAGGCGGUUCAGACUCUCUUUGUGACAAUGCUAUGCAGAAGUAUGCUGACACAGUAAAUGACCUUGAAGUGUACCGUAAAUCCACCUCCCCUCCUUUAACACAGCAGCCUAUCACCUUUUCACCAGAGGAGGUAGACAAAUACAGGUUACUUCAGCUGCAAGCCCAGCAGCAUAUGCAGAAACAGCUUUUAGCAAAACACCUGAAAGUUUUGCCUGCCCCAGGACCAGCUGCCUUCUCUGCAACACCAGCAGUUCCUGCCCUCCCUGUUCAGCAGCAUGCCACUGUCACCACCAUCCACCACACACUAUUGCAACGCUUUGCUGUCUCAGCAUCUGUGCAUCCCCACAGCAACCAUCUCUCCCUGGCACACCUCCACCCCCUCUCUCAGGCCCAUUUCACUCCCAUAUCACUUUCCCCUUUAGCACCAGCCCUUAUUCCCACCCACCCUGCUUUGCUGACAGGACACCCGUUGCACUUGGUCUCCACCUCCCCCCUCCACCCUUCCCCACUGACCUUCCCCUCCCCUACCCUGUCACACACUGCAUAUAUCCCAGCCUUAUUUACACCACACCUGAAUGCAGCCACACCUGCUAUAUAUCCAAAUCCAUUAGUCCAGCCAUUAUUCCAAGGGCAAGAUCCCCACCACUAUUCGUGCUCUAGCCAGACCCAACAGUUACCUACAAUAAAAGAAGUUUUCAGUCUUUCUAGCUAUUUAAACUAG